This is a messenger RNA of Aspergillus steynii IBT 23096, 150 nucleotides long. RefSeq lists its product as uncharacterized. The annotation marks the transcript as partial. The record is from RefSeq and is a predicted model, not a curated record. NCBI's taxonomy places the organism in Eukaryota, Fungi, Ascomycota, Eurotiomycetes, Eurotiales, Aspergillaceae. The transcript has a single exon.
AAUAUCUUUAUAGAUUUUAUUAUAUAUUUAUUUAAGAGCCAGAAUUAUAAUAUUAUUUUAAUUAUUAUAAACCGCCUAACUAAAAUAAAAUACUUAAUUUCUUAUAAUUUAACUAUUAAUAUACCCGCUGUGGCUAUAAUAUAUAUAUAA